AUGGCCCCGCAGCUUCCCCCUGAUGUUCUCAAAAGCCAGCCAGGUCUUCCCUCUCCUCCCCGGACACCUCUGUGGCGCGAUGACCCGGAUGUUCCUUACACACUAUCCACGCAUAUUGUCGACGCAGCACCGCUCAGAACAUUCCCCCAAAUUAAAGCACUGGAUGAAGUGUCGAUGCCAACUUACGCACGAAUGCAGGCGGCCAAUCUGGACACCAAGGGCCGGCAGAAAGUGGCUCAGGAGCAGGUAGGUUUGAUGUUGAGUUGGCGGAAGGAACAGGAGGAAGCAAGGCGUGUUCAAGGGACGCCAGGUUAUGAGCGUCGCUUGUGGCUUUGCUUGAAUCGAUAUGUCAAGAAGGACCUAGACAAGGUGCCCCGUAAAACCAAGGGGUUGACACUGAUAUUUGCACACGCGCUCGGUACUAACAAAGAGACUUGGGAACCUUUGAUCAUGCGCUUGGUGAAGUCUCCGGCUGGUCGCGACAUUGAAGAGAUAUGGACUUGGGAAAGUGUAGAUACCGGGGACUCUGCGCUCCUCAAUUCAGGCAAGCUCAAUCAACUUUCUGAUUGGUACGACGGUGCCAGAGACAUAAUUCACUUCCUUCUACACUACAUGCCCUCUAGAAUCAUGUCAGACGAAUUACCGGUACAUUUACCGCGCGUUUCUGCCGCUGAAUUCGAGGAUAGAGGUCACCAAGGCUUUUCAGAGCGUCAAAUCAUUGGUAUUGGCCAUUCAUAUGGUGGAAAUGUUUGCGCCCGUGCUUGCUUUUCAUAUCCUCAAUGUUUUUCCGCUCUGGUUAUGGUAGAUCCCGGCAUCGUCAAACUCAAUGAUCCUACUCUGAGACCAACAUUGAGGUAUAUGGCCCAAGGCGCAUACGCCCGAAGGGACUCUUGGAAUUCAAGGGAGGAGGCUCUAUCGUUGCACAAGAAAUCUGCAUUCUUUGGUGCCUGGCACCCGGAUGCUCUAAAUCUGUUUAUUGAAUGCGGAUUAUACACACCAUCAGGCUCUGACGCAGUACACUUGAAAACACAUCCUGUAUUAGAAGCUUUGGCAUAUACUAAUGGCAUAGAACCAUCCGAAGAUAUGUAUGCUAAAGCACCCAGCUUAGAUGAAAAGGUGUAUAUCAAGUGGGUAAUGCCGGAUCGAAAGAAGGGUGGAGGUUUGGCAGGCGUCGAAUCCUCGGAUAGGCUGGUCAAACUUCGGCCAGGAAAUACGUCUAGUGUCAAUAUAGCAGGUGCAUCGCACAUGAUACCUCUAGAGAAACCAGACGAAGUGGCUCGAGAGAUUGCAAACACUAUCGAGAUAGUUCGCAGAACUUCACCCAAGAUGUAA
Lentinula edodes (shiitake mushroom) is the source of this 1332-nucleotide messenger RNA. Its product is annotated as Alpha/beta hydrolase family-domain-containing protein. Bases 1 to 1332 code for a protein of 443 amino acids. The record is from RefSeq and is a predicted model, not a curated record. NCBI's taxonomy places the organism in Eukaryota, Fungi, Basidiomycota, Agaricomycetes, Agaricales, Omphalotaceae. The transcript is spliced from 7 exons.